Molecule: messenger RNA, 1668 nt
Organism: Capronia epimyces CBS 606.96
Lineage: Eukaryota; Fungi; Ascomycota; Eurotiomycetes; Chaetothyriales; Herpotrichiellaceae
Exons: 1
Coding region: 1-1668 (555 amino acids)
Biological process (GO): rRNA processing
Cellular component (GO): nucleus
Molecular function (GO): protein binding
Source: RefSeq, a predicted model, not a curated record
AUGUCAAUGACACUAGCUACGACGUGGGUGAGGAGAGGUGUCGCCGCCCAGUUUCCCGUCAAGUACCAGGUCGACGAGGCCGAACUGAGCCGCAUUUCGAAACUCGCUCGGCUACAACUCGAGGAUGCACAGGAGGAUUUGGAGACUGCACAGAACCCAAAGAGAGACGAUGAAUCAGACGAGGCAGACUCAGACACGGGCGUGCCCACAGUCGACGCCGCACAGUCGAGCAAAACCGCGGUCGGCGAACCGGACGAUCUCAAAGAAUACAAUCUGGACGACUACGACGAGGAGACAGUCGAUGAGCAAGGGGAGAAAUUCGCCAUGUUUGGCAAUGUAGGGUCGCUCGCAUAUCACGCACCACAUGAAAAAGACCCAUAUCUUGUGCUGCCGGACGGGGAGCAGGAUUCAGACGAUGAAAGAGAAGAACUACAAAUCUUGCAUUCCGAUAACCUGAUCCUGGCGGCAAAGGUCGAAGACGAGGUGGCACAUCUCGAGGUGUUCGUGUACGAAGAUGAGGCGGACAACCUGUACGUCCAUCAUGACAUUAUGCUCCCCGCCGUGCCGCUGUGUGUGGAGUGGAUCAAUGUCCCCGUCGGCAAUGAUGCUGGGAAGCGGACCGAGGGGAAUUUUGUCGCGGUGGGUACGAUGAGCCCGGAGAUCGAGGUGUGGGAUUUGGACGUGGUAGACGGCAUGUAUCCCAAUGCAAUCUUGGGCCAGGCGCCUGAACCCGAGCCACAGGACGGAGGCGACUCGAAAAGCAGUGAGAAGAAGUCGAAAAAGAAGAAAAAGAAGGCCAAGCCCAAGUCCAACGACGAGUACCACGUUGACGCUGUGCUUGCCCUUGCAGCGAACCGACACCAUCGGAAUCUGCUCGCGUCCGCCUCGGCAGACAAGACCGUCAAGCUUUGGGACCUCAACACGGGCCGAUGCGCAAAGUCAUACACCAUGCACUCCGACAAAGUAUGCGCGCUGGACUGGCAUCCGACGGAAACAACUGUGCUCCUGAGCGGGAGUUACGACCGGACCGUCGUCGCCACGGACAUGCGGGCCCCCGACGCCGUGGCUCCGAAAUGGGUUGUCGAAGCCGAUGUGGAGAAGGUCCGAUGGGAUGUCCAUGACCCGAACUUCUUCUUCGUCACGACCGAGGCGGGCACCGUGCACUACUUCGACGCGCGAAACAUCCCGACUACUCACGACAAGCUCAGUAAGCCGGUCUGGACACUGCAGGCCCACGAUGGAGCGGUGAGCUCGUUCGACGUCAAUCCCACUGUUCCCGGGCUGCUGGCUACUGGGUCUGACGACAAGAAGGUCAAGCUGUGGAAUGUCGAGGACAACAAGCCUAGCAUGGUCGUCUCGAGGAAUCUCGACGUGGGCCGUGUCUUUGCCGUCCAGUUCGCGCCCGACCCGGAGGUGGCUUUCAGGCUCUCCGUCGCCGGAAGCAAGGGCCAGCUCCAAGUCUGGGACAUUAGCACCAACCCCAGCGUGAGAAAUGUGUUUGCCGGGAAGGUCAAAUUGCCCGAAACGACCGGCAAGGAGAGGUUCGUGGCCAUCAACGACAAUGGCGACGAUGAAAGCGACGAUGAUGUGGAAGAUGAGAAUGGGGCGCAAGGCGGAGUGCCGACGGGCGCGGGUGGACAAGACUGGGAGUCAAUGGACGAGGAUUGA